AUGCAAUCCUCACCAACUCCCUCACGCUCCUCAUCCAGCAUCUCCUCCCAUGAUACACGCGAAAAACAACCAUCUCCAACACCUCCACUCGACCCAACCAAAGAAGCCGACGCAGACUCAGCCCCAAACUACCUCAACUGGGCCUCCCCCUCUGACCCCUCCAACCCCUUCAACUUCCGUCGGGGCAAAAAAUGGCGCACAACCCUCCUCGCAUGCAGCAUGACCUUCCUCGUCCAAGUCUCGGGCACAAUGCUCACAUCCGCCGCACCGCAAAUAAACACCAGCUUCGCCAUCAGCGACGAAGCAUUUCCGCACUCGUACUGGCCGGUGCUAAGCUGGAACCUCGGCGGCGCAGCAGCGCCUCUGAUAGGUCUCCCUCUGAUGGAGAAUUUCGGCGUGAGAUGGAGUUACAUGAUCAUCUAUGCUGUUAUGAUCGUCUUUAUCGUUCCGCAAGCGCUGGCGCGUAAUUUUGCUACGUUGAUCCUUACGAGGAUUAUCACGGGGUCGUGUGCGGGCGUGCUGGCGAAUAUCACGUCGGGGAUUGUAAGCGAUGUUUGGAGACCGGGGCGAGUGCAUAGUUUCUGUACGUCGUUGUAUAUAUUUGCGUUGCUGGCGGGGUUGAAUAUGGGGCCUGUGUUUGGAAGUUUGGUGGUGAGGUAUACGACUUGGCGAUGGAUCUUCCUGGGCCAAAUCAUCCUUUACGCCUCCUUAAUACCAGUGUUGUUCUUGCUACUUCCAGAAGUCCGACCGGAUGUUAUUCUCACGCGGCGCGCCCGUCAUAUACGCGCGAGCACGGGAAAGCAAGUCUACACUGUAGCCGAAAAGCAACAGACGAGUUUCCGCGACAUUCUCAAAGAGACGCUCGUUCGACCCUCACGUAUGCUCUGUACGGAAGGCGUAGUGCUGUCGUUCGGCCUUUGGAGCGCAUUCUGCAUAGGAACCGCCUUCAUGUUCACGCAGUCUAUCGUCCAAGUCUUCUCUGAACUCUAUGGCUGGACCUUCUUUGGAACAGGCCUAGUCCAGAGUGCGGUCGUCAUUGGCGAACUCAUAGGGCUUUUCGCAUCGCUGGUGCAAGACCGAAUCUAUUUCGCAUCUGGCAGACAAAAUACAGAAAACCCGGGCAAACCGAUACCGGAAGCUCGCCUCUACCUGAGUAUUCCCGCGUCCUUCAUUGGCUUAAGCGGAGGUCUCUUCUAUUUUGCCUGGACAUCUUAUUCCUCCAUACCGUGGAUUGUCCCUGGCAUAUCACUUGCUUUUGUGGGCUUCGGCAUGUUUUGCAGUACAGCCGCAGUGACGUCGUAUGUCGUCGAUGCCUAUGCAAAGUAUGCAGCCAGUGCAAUUGCCGGCAUUGCUUUUCUCGAGAACACGAUGGCAGCGUUCUUGCCACUGGCAACGCAGGAUUUGUAUCGUGCACUCGGUUUCCAGUGGGCUAGCAGUUUAUUGGGCUUUGUGGCCCUGGCGUUGAGUUGCAUUCCGUUGGUUUUGCUAAGAUAUGGGAGGAGUAUACGUGCGAGGAGCCCGUUCAUGAACCAGGCGGGUUAUGAGAAUUAG
This is a messenger RNA of Bipolaris victoriae FI3, 1551 nucleotides long. RefSeq lists its product as hypothetical. Gene Ontology annotation, molecular function: transmembrane transporter activity. The coding region runs from base 1 to 1551 and encodes 516 amino acids. NCBI's taxonomy places the organism in Eukaryota, Fungi, Ascomycota, Dothideomycetes, Pleosporales, Pleosporaceae. The transcript is spliced from 2 exons. The record is from RefSeq and is a predicted model, not a curated record. Gene Ontology annotation, biological process: transmembrane transport.